This is a messenger RNA of Carcharodon carcharias (great white shark), 717 nucleotides long. Its product is annotated as glutaredoxin domain-containing cysteine-rich protein 2. The transcript is spliced from 3 exons. Bases 1 to 717 code for a protein of 238 amino acids. Lineage: Eukaryota; Metazoa; Chordata; Chondrichthyes; Lamniformes; Lamnidae. Gene Ontology annotation, biological process: sensory perception of sound. The record is from RefSeq and is a predicted model, not a curated record.
AUGGAGGAACUCUGCAGCAAAAUAAGUAAGAAGCUUGAACCCAAGCCCAGAAAAGUGAGAUUCCGGAUCUCCUCCUCUUACAGUGGCCGUGUCCUGAAGCAGGUUUAUGAGGAUGGAUCGGAGUCAGAGGAACCUGAGGAUGAGGGUCCCCAUAGGUCGCUGAAAACACAACUGAGUGAGGGGUUUGAAAUAGGCCGCGCUAAAGCACAGGAGCGUUGGGACCCAUCUUACUCUUCUUCAACACGCUUAUUAGCACAAAGAAUAAAUGUGUUCAGAGAUGGAGACAGGUUUUGCAUGACAGGCGGACAGAACUUAUUCCCCGACCUAACUGCAACCCGUUCCAAGCCAUCAACAAUACUGAAUUUUGGGAAAAUUAUCAUCUACACCAGCAAUCUAAGGAUCAUAAAGGCACCGCUGACUCAGAAACAGCUCUUAAGUAAACUUCUCCAAACUCAGCUGAAAUCUGAAAAUACAGCAAACCUGGACGGAAAGGGAGAGGCUGAUGAAAACAGUGAAAAGCAGUUAGGGACAGCUGAGGUAGGUGAAUCGCAACCCACGUGCCUACAGUGCGAUGGGGCAGGAUGCGUCCCUUGCUCUUUGUGCCAUGGAAGCAAACUGUCAAUGUUUGCCAACCGAUUCAAGGAAUCAUUUCGAGCCAUACGAUGCCCAGGAUGUAACGAGAACGGAGUACAGCCAUGCCAGACCUGUGCCCAUUGA